Molecule: messenger RNA, 1639 nt
Organism: Capra hircus (goat)
Lineage: Eukaryota; Metazoa; Chordata; Mammalia; Artiodactyla; Bovidae
Gene: TUBB2A
Product: tubulin beta 2A class IIa
Exons: 4
Coding region: 107-1444 (445 amino acids)
Biological process (GO): microtubule cytoskeleton organization; neuron migration; mitotic cell cycle
Cellular component (GO): cytoplasm; microtubule
Molecular function (GO): GTPase activity; GTP binding; structural constituent of cytoskeleton
Source: RefSeq, a predicted model, not a curated record
CCGCCUUAAAAGGCGCGGCCCGGGCGGCGGCGGCGGGGUCUGCGCCGAGUCCGCCGGUCCGCACUCCGUCCAGGCCCGCGCCUCCACCCGCUCCGCAGCCGGCACCAUGCGCGAGAUCGUGCACAUCCAGGCGGGCCAGUGCGGCAACCAGAUCGGCGCCAAGUUUUGGGAAGUCAUCAGCGAUGAGCAUGGCAUCGACCCCACUGGCAGUUACCAUGGAGACAGUGACUUGCAGCUGGAGAGAAUCAACGUGUACUACAACGAGGCUGCUGGUAACAAGUAUGUGCCUCGGGCCAUCCUGGUGGACCUGGAGCCGGGCACCAUGGACUCCGUCAGGUCUGGACCCUUCGGCCAGAUCUUCAGGCCAGACAACUUCGUGUUUGGCCAGAGCGGUGCCGGGAACAACUGGGCCAAGGGCCACUACACAGAGGGCGCCGAGCUGGUGGACUCAGUCCUGGACGUGGUCAGGAAGGAGUCCGAGAGCUGUGACUGUCUGCAGGGCUUCCAGCUGACCCACUCGCUGGGGGGCGGCACGGGGUCUGGGAUGGGGACCCUUCUCAUUAGUAAGAUCCGCGAGGAGUACCCCGACCGCAUCAUGAACACGUUCAGCGUCAUGCCCUCGCCCAAGGUGUCAGACACGGUGGUCGAGCCCUACAACGCCACCCUGUCCGUGCACCAGCUGGUGGAGAACACGGACGAAACCUACUCGAUUGACAACGAGGCGCUGUACGACAUCUGCUUCCGCACCCUGAAACUGACCACCCCCACCUACGGGGACCUGAACCACCUGGUGUCGGCCACCAUGAGCGGGGUCACCACGUGCCUGCGCUUCCCGGGCCAGCUCAACGCCGACCUGCGCAAGCUGGCCGUGAACAUGGUGCCCUUCCCGCGCCUGCACUUCUUCAUGCCCGGCUUCGCGCCGCUCACCAGCCGGGGCAGCCAGCAGUACCGGGCGCUGACGGUGCCCGAGCUCACCCAGCAGAUGUUCGACUCCAAGAACAUGAUGGCCGCCUGCGACCCGCGCCACGGCCGCUACCUGACCGUGGCCGCCAUCUUCCGGGGCCGCAUGUCCAUGAAGGAGGUGGACGAGCAGAUGCUCAACGUGCAGAACAAGAACAGCAGCUACUUCGUGGAGUGGAUCCCCAACAACGUGAAGACGGCCGUGUGCGACAUCCCGCCCCGCGGCCUGAAGAUGUCGGCCACGUUCAUCGGCAACAGCACGGCCAUCCAGGAGCUGUUCAAGCGCAUCUCGGAGCAGUUCACGGCCAUGUUCCGGCGCAAGGCCUUCCUGCACUGGUACACGGGCGAGGGCAUGGACGAGAUGGAGUUCACCGAGGCCGAGAGCAACAUGAACGACCUGGUGUCUGAGUACCAGCAGUACCAGGACGCCACGGCCGACGAGCAGGGCGAGUUCGAGGAGGAGGAGGGCGAGGACGAGGCCUGAGAACUUGUCAGAUAAAUCAUGCAUCCUUAGCGACUUCUGUUGCCCUCAGUCAAGCAUGGUCUUUCUAUUCGUAUACUAUGGUGCUCAGUUUUGCCUCUGUCAGAAAUUCACUGUUGAUGUAAUAGUGUGGAACUCCUCUGGAAAUUGCAGUAUUGUCUAAGAUAUCUAUACUAAUAAAAAAGCAUGUGUCCAAAA